This is a messenger RNA of Chilo suppressalis (striped riceborer), 1397 nucleotides long. NCBI's taxonomy places the organism in Eukaryota, Metazoa, Arthropoda, Insecta, Lepidoptera, Crambidae. The record is from the annotation of a GenBank genome assembly.
UCGAAAGAUGGUGUGAUGUCUGUCAAAAUUUUUCAUUAAAUACCUACCAGUCGAGCCAGAAAAUUACCACAAUAAAUUACGACUGAAAACUACAUUAAUCAACAAUUCUUGCAGUAGCGUCUUGAAGAGUGAUUUGUUUUAUUUUAGAAGACCGAUUUCUGGAAUUGAGUGCUUUUCGUUUGACAACUGUUUUUAUCUUAUUGGAAAAGGAACAAACAAAAUGACGCCCAACAUUCAGACGUUCAUUAAUAGCUUUCAAAAUAGACUGUAAGUAUUAUUAUAAUAUAGUCGUUUUAGAUAAUACGAAAAAAGUGGUCUACUUAGUUGCUUUAUAGUUACGGGAAGUAUAAAUUUUAGUGACAAUGGCGAGGUCAGCAAAUGUACACACUACCAUUUGUUCUAGACGUAUCUAUUACGUUGCCAAUUGAGACUAAUAAUUUGUUCUGUUGUAGUUUUAAAUUAUGACACACACUGGCUUGUGCAUUCAAUAUACUUAGUUGAUACAAAUUAUUACAUCACUUUCCAAUCCACACCCUUUAUUUGAGCUGGUGUAAUCAUUUAAUCUUUGAUUUUUAUCUACAUAUUGGGAUUAAUUAUAAUAUGGAACCUCCAGUACGUCAACAUCUUAAAAAUGUGUAUGGUACACUUAUGAUGACUUGUGCAUCAGCUACGGCUGGAGUCUAUGUGGAUAUGUUCACACGUUUCCAAGCUGGAUUUCUGUCUACUAUCAUUGGAGCUGGUUUGAUGCUCAUGCUCAUUGCAACCCCAGAUAAUGGAAAAAAUACAAAUCUCAGGUUGGGAUAUCUCUUAGGAUUUGGCUUAACAUCAGGGAUGAGCAUGGGCCCCUUACUAGAAUAUGUUAGUGUUGUUGAUCCAUCAAUAAUAGUAACUGCUCUGUUGGGCACAACACUGGUCUUUGUAUGCUUCUCCAUAGCAGCAAUGCUAGCAGAACGUGGCAGUUGGUUAUUCCUUGGUGGUACAUUGAUGACUCUACUGACAUCAAUGUCUUUGAUGACUUUGGUGAAUUUGUUCAUGCAAUCACACUUUCUGUAUCAAGCUCAUCUUUAUCUCGGACUUAUGCUUAUGUGUGGUUUUGUACUCUUUGACACACAACUUAUCAUAGAGAAGCGCCGAAUGGGUAGCAAGGACUUUGUUCAACAUGCUCUAGAAUUAUUCAUUGAUUUCAUUGGCAUGUUCAGGAGGCUAGUCAUCAUUUUAACACAAAAGGAGGAACAAAAUCGUCGCCGCAAGCGUGACUAAACAAAAGUUUGGCAGGGCAAAAAAAUAAUCGAUUUAUAUACAAGUAUUCUAUUUCUGCAGUGAUGAUAAUAAAAAUUAUAAGUUGAAUUAUUUAAAUCUUUAAGUUGGAAUUGAUUACAAUAAAGUGUCAAGGGUUG